UUUCUAGCCUAAGUCGUUAAACCCCGCGGGAUUAUCCCAGCGUAGGAUUAGUGGCAUGAUAUUAGUUCUUGUAUAUAUGUCCAUCGUAUUUGAGAACUCGUGAGCUGAAAUACUACAGCUUCAUCUACAGCCAACACGAUAUAACCUCAUCUAGCCUCAUCUCAUCGCAUAGUUACAUCUAAUAUUCACUAAUACAAUCAAACUCAUCAUUGCAAGGACAGAAGAAAAGGAGUAACCCAUAAUGACCGACUUAUCUUCUGUUAUCAAACAGGCCUUCUUCUCUGGAAAGCCAACCUUCACUGAGAAGGAUGUCCCGGAUCUGACUAACAAGGUCACCAUCGUCACGGGAUCUAACACUGGCAUCGGCAAGGAGAUCGCUCGAAUUCUCUACUCCAAGAAUGCUAAGGUUUACCUAAUGGCACGAUCCGAAGAGAAGACGAAUAAUGCCAUCGACAGCAUCAAGGCCGCUACUCCCGGGUCUAAAGGCGAAUUGGCAUACAUCCGCCUCGACCUAGCUGAUAUCCCGAGCAUCAAGACGACGGUUGAGGAGUUCCUUAGCAGAGAGCAAAAGCUCGAUAUCCUUUUCAACAACGCCGGUGUCGCCUACCCGGAGAAGGGAGCCAAGACGAAGCAGGGCUACGAACUCCAGCUCGGCGUGAACUGUCUCGGCACAUUUGCCCUGACACAACUCCUGACGCCGAUCCUAGUAUCAACAGCCAAGGUAGCGCCUCCCAACAGCGUUCGCGCAAUCUGGCUAUCGUCCUCAGCCGCCCUGAGCAUAGACCCCAAGGUCUUCCUAAAGGGCGUGCACAGCAUCGAUAAGCAAGGAGAGAUGGACAAGUACUUCAUCAGCAAGCUCGGGAACUACUUGCACGCGGCCGAGUACGCAAAGCGCCACAAGGCAGAUGGUGUACUAACCGCCUCGUUGAAUCCCGGAAACCUCGACUCGGACUUGUGGCGCACUCAGGGGUCUAUCACAACUUUCUUCCUUCGGAAGCUGGUUUUCUACCCCGUUGUUUAUGGCGCGUACACGGCUCUUUAUGCCGGGCUCUCGCCUCAUAUCACCUCUGACAACUCUGGCGCCUUCGUUGCCCCGUGGGGAAGGAUCUGGAAUAUCUCGAAAGGGAUGUCUGACGCAUCGAAGAGGAAGUCUGAAGGCGGUAGUGGAAUCGGGGAGGAAUUCUGGCAGUGGAGCGAAGAGCAGGUUAACAAGUAUCUCUGAUUGAUGUUUAAGGGUCUGCGCUUGGGUUAAUUUGGCAUUGGGCAUUGGGAAAGGAGAUGUAAGGGAUAUUGGGAUGCGUUCUAGGUUUCUCUUGUGCUUGGACUGCUAUAGUUUUAUUCCUAGUUUAUAUGGAUUAUACCUUUUGUCGAUAGUCAUUUCAUUAUGUUGAAGGAUAGCCUUAGCGGGUACUUACUCCCAUCAAAUCCGAACUUAGCCCUCGAAAUUCCCAAGACUUCGGCUCCGUAGCCUCGAAGGUAGAGGACUCCAUCUUUACGGCUGAAUACGUAGAAUCUUAUACCCCCCUAUCUCCAAC
Molecule: messenger RNA, 1535 nt
Organism: Daldinia decipiens
Lineage: Eukaryota; Fungi; Ascomycota; Sordariomycetes; Xylariales; Hypoxylaceae
Product: NAD(P)-binding protein
Exons: 2
Coding region: 242-1222 (326 amino acids)
Source: RefSeq, a predicted model, not a curated record